This is a messenger RNA of Ornithorhynchus anatinus (platypus), 894 nucleotides long. It is a transcript of the gene JPT1, whose product is annotated as Jupiter microtubule associated homolog 1. Bases 77 to 559 code for a protein of 160 amino acids. NCBI's taxonomy places the organism in Eukaryota, Metazoa, Chordata, Mammalia, Monotremata, Ornithorhynchidae. The transcript has 5 exons. The record is from RefSeq and is a predicted model, not a curated record. Gene Ontology annotation, cellular component: nucleus.
CGGGGAGGUUGAGGGCGGUUGACGGCCGUUGCAGCAGCUGUCGGCCGCCCGUCCGUCCGCAGCCCCGCUCCCCGCCAUGACCACCACCACCACCUUCAAGGGCGUCGACCCCAAUGGCAGGAACAGCUCCCGGGUGCUGCGCCCUCCGGGCGGUGGGUCCAACUUCUCCCUGGGCUUCGACGAGCCUAAAGAGCAGCCGGUGAGAAGGAACAAGAUGGCGUCCAACAUCUUUGGGCCCCCAGAAGAAAACCCCCCUUCUUGGGCCAAGUCGGCAGAACCCUCUCCAUCUCGAGGAGCCAAGGCCAGCGGUGAUAAGGAGGACCCCGAGCCCCCCGCGCUCCAGAGAAGAAACUCGUCCGAAGCGAGCGCCGGAGACUUCCUGGACCCGAAGGGAGAAGCUGGCAUCCACGAAGAGCCAGAGUCAGAAUUCCCCGCCGCCCCAGGACAGAAUGAAGAGAAGCCUGUUCCCGCCGCCCCCGUCCCUAGCCCCGUCGCCCCCGCCCCGGCCCCAUCCAGGAGAAAUCCACCUGGGGGCAAGUCCAGCCUCGUCCUUGGCUAAGCGCCCCCCCAUCCCCUCCCCCCAAUCCCCACCCACCCGUCCACCUCCUCCUCCCCGUCCACCUCCUCCUCCCCGUGCUUGUGAACUGCACAACUUGAGCCUGACUGUUCAUCUCCCAACAUUGUUUCAUUGAAGAGAAGCACUUUAUGUACCACUGUCUUUUUUUAAGAACCAGCCCUCCCACCCCCCCUCCACUGUGGCCCCUCCAUCUGUUCUGUCUCCCCCCCGCCCGGGUCUGCGGGAUGUGGCGUAACUGUUCUCUAGAAGUAGAUUUGAAGGCCCGCUUUCCCAGGCGUAGCGAUGUGUUUCCAAGAAUAAAAAGAGCUGAUUCUCAA